GGAAGAGUGACGUAAUUUAGAUCAGAAACCAAGCAGAAAGCUGAACUUAAAGGGUUCGUGAUAAAACCAGAAAAACCUUUUCGCAAAUCAGUUUAAAUUGGCAAAAGUUUCACAUCUUUUUCAUUUUCUAGCUGGAAUCAUGUCAUUUCUGUCAAGCCGACAUUCUGCUUUGACCUUAGCAAGACAAAGUCAACGAUACCAAGAAUUGGUAUUUCGUUUCAUUCAUAGAGCACCACUAGUGUUACACGAAGAAACUCAGCAGAAAACACAUUCUGAUUCUGAAUGUGAUAAUGGAGAUGUUAGUUUUGAUAGUGUGUUUGCUUCGAAUCACAUCCCAACAUCUCUUUUCCAACGAGUGUUUCUCUCCAUAGGCUCAGCUGGAAUAUCUAUUACGGAUCCAUCUAGAGGAGACAUGAUUGCAACAUUAGGAGAAACUACAGGAUCCUGUGCAUUACAAAUGAUGUUACAGACCAUGGAAAAUGAUGAGGAGGGGAGAAAAAUUCUGAGUGAGAGGCCUCGCCUUACUUCUAAAACGAUAAAUCUAUCGAAGCUUAAAUCAAUGCCAGAAGGCACUCUAGGUAGAGCAUAUUCUAAUUUUCUCACUGUAAAUAAUGUUUCUCCAGAUUCAAGAGCAACUACUCAGUUUGUGGAUGAUGUUGAACUGGCAUAUGUUAUGCAGAGAUACAGGGAAAUGCAUGAUUUGAUUCAUACUAUUCUUCAAAUGAGAACAAAUAUGUUAGGUGAGGUAACUGUCAAGUGGGUUGAGGCUAUCCAAACUAAACUUCCCAUGUGUGUUGGAGGAGCGCUGUUUGGUUCAAUUCGUCUUUCAAAAAAACAGCGGCAAAAAUACAUCUCCGAGUAUUUACCCUGGGCUAUUAGAACUGGGUGGGAGAGCAAGUUCCUUCUUAACUUAUAUUUUGAAAAGCGUUGGGACCAAACUUUAGAGGAACUUCAGAAAGAAAUGAACAUUGUACCUCUUGAAAUUGAGAAAGGGACUUACGUGAAGUAAUCAAGCAUAGAGUGAAGUGAUUUCAUUCCUUUCAUUGAUUUUAAGUUCAUAGAAUUUAAUAAAUUUAGAUAUUUUGAAUUGUUUUUCUCAGAAAGUAGUUUUCUUGUUAGAUGACUCCAGCGAUAGGAUGAAGAGGUCACCCAAUCAGAAACAGCCAACCCUAGCUAUAACCACUAUAGGCAAUAGCAUAUAAAGUGUGUCAUUCUCUUUCAAAAUUCAAGUUGUUGUUCCUUUUUUUUUUGUCUUUGGAGGUGCAAAAUUAAUAAACAAAGCUCCACAGGAAAGUCUUGUAGUAAACUAAACUAUAAUUUAUUUCUUAUGAGUAAGUACACAAUUGAAUUAGAUUGUACAGUCUCACUAAGAAUGAGCGUAUAAUUAACAAUUGCACUCAUUUAAAAUACAACAAUCACAUAAUCAACAUAAAAACUCAUUUAGAUUUUAAAAAUUGAAGCAAUUCUGGAAGAAAGGGCAGAAAAACUAAAAGUAUUAGAAAACCUAUAAGAAAUAAAUUUAGGUUUCUUAUUGAUAGGGCAAUGAAAAAGAUUUCACUUGUCAAAGAGUCACAAAGUAUUUUUAAGUUUGUAAAACUCUGAAUUUCUCAACCAGUUGAGAAAUCCAGAGUUAAGCAGUUGGAUCUCUAAAGAUAUUAUUUGAUCACAAAUCAUAAGGGAAGGUAAUGAAAAAUUUUGUUGUUCUCCAUAAAGAAUAAAAAUAUCUUCAGUAUGGAAAACCA
This is a messenger RNA of Thrips palmi, 1742 nucleotides long. RefSeq names its product ubiquinone biosynthesis protein COQ4 homolog, mitochondrial (gene Coq4). Bases 140 to 1009 code for a protein of 289 amino acids. The record is from RefSeq and is a predicted model, not a curated record. The transcript has 7 exons. Gene Ontology annotation, biological process: ubiquinone biosynthetic process. Gene Ontology annotation, cellular component: mitochondrial inner membrane; mitochondrion. NCBI's taxonomy places the organism in Eukaryota, Metazoa, Arthropoda, Insecta, Thysanoptera, Thripidae.